AUGGCAACUUCAAGUUCAACUUCAACUACUAACCCUAAGGUUUUCUUUGACAUUACAAUCGGCGGCAAACCUGCCGGCCGUAUUGUAAUGGAAUUAUAUUCCGACGUUACUCCCCGUACGGCCGAAAACUUCCGUGCUCUGUGUACGGGAGAAAAGGGAAUUGGCCAAAGUGGGAAGCCUCUUCACUAUAAGGGUUGUUCGUUCCACCGUGUGAUCCCUCGUUUCGUUUGUCAGGGCGGAGAUAUUAACGGCACUGGUGGUGAGUCGAUUUACGGUGGCAAGUUCGCCGACGAGAAUUUGGUGAAGAAACACACCGGACCUGGCGUUGUUUCCAUGGUUAAUUCUGGUCCGGACACUAACGGAUCUCAGUUUUUCAUUUGUUUUACUAAGACUGAGUGGCUUGAUGAUCAACGUUAUGUUGUGUUUGGAAAUGUUGUUGAGGGUUUUGAAGUUUUGGUUUUAAUUGAGGAAGUUGGUUCUAGAAGUGGCAAGACUUCUAGCUCAGUUGUAAUAGCUGAUUGUGGUCAGAUUUAA
This is a messenger RNA of Telopea speciosissima, 534 nucleotides long. Its product is annotated as peptidyl-prolyl cis-trans isomerase 1-like. The record is from RefSeq and is a predicted model, not a curated record. Gene Ontology annotation, biological process: protein peptidyl-prolyl isomerization; protein folding. NCBI's taxonomy places the organism in Eukaryota, Viridiplantae, Streptophyta, Magnoliopsida, Proteales, Proteaceae. Gene Ontology annotation, molecular function: peptidyl-prolyl cis-trans isomerase activity. The transcript has a single exon. The coding region runs from base 1 to 534 and encodes 177 amino acids.